AAUCACGCUUUGGUGGGUCACAGUCUGCCUCAGUGAAGCCCAAUAUUGUGGCGAGGAAGACCCCCAGCCCCGCUCCUCCUCCAUCCUCUGUGAGGACCUCCAGUCCUGCUCAUCCUCCAUCCUCACUGAGGACCCCGUCUACCGCCUCUGUGAGGACCCCCAGCCCUGCUGUUAGCACCAGCCUGGAAGUAGCCACUGAUGGGACAGGAGAAAUCCAUCUAGCUGCUACUGGGGCUACAGCUUCUGUCUGGUUGCCGGGUGAGCUGAGCAAGUCAAUCCCUGUUCAAGAUCAGAGGUGGAUAUCCAACACCCUCUUUCACUCUGGCAAACUGUGGCCAGAUUUGAAGCUGUGGUAUGAGCCCCCUGUUCCAGCACUGAUUUAUCACCAAACGCCAACACCCGACCGCUUCUUCACCCAUCGGCUGAUGGUGUGGAUGCCCUACCGCCUUUGGAGGGUGAGGGUGUUCUGCCCAGCUUGUGGGAAGCAGUUGACGGGUGCUGGCAUUCACAGGAGAGCUCGGAAGGUCCUUGACAUUGACAGAUACUACCUAAUGGUGACAGAGACACUCAGGUGCUCUGUGUGUUUCCUGACCACUCUGUCUACCAGUCAGACUGUCAGGGACCAGCUGGACCUGCCACACCAGAAUUUGUUCCGGCUCAUCCUGACCUGCAAGUAUGCUUGUGACAUUCGUGUCAUUCGGAUGCUUCGGGAAAGGACCCUUGGCAACAGUCCAACACGACUGGUGAAGCAGCUCAAGGAGAACCAUGGGGAGGAAUGGCUGACCCGGUUGGCACACUAUCUCGGGGAGUGUGCUGACUUUGUGGAUCGACCCAGUCUGUUCCCAGUGGUCUGCCAGGAGCCCCCUGAACCCAUCGAAAUUCCCACCAGUCGUUGGCUGCUGUCUGUGUACGGCAGGGACAUCCUCUCCCGCAUGGACCACAUCAAGGCCAGCAUCACCUCCAUGUUUGGCUCCAUUUUAAAAAUGGAUUCAACCAAAAAGAUCACAAAGAAGCUGUCUGGCCAUGGCAAGGGGACCGCUCUCUGGGUGACCUCCCUUGGGAACGAGGUUGGACAGAUCCUGACCAGUGUCCUCACAGUGCAGGAGGGGCCGGGAUUGGAUCACAUGGUGUCUGGUGUGAUGGAGCGGUACCGCCAGGCAGCUGUUCCACCCCCAGUGCUGCUGUACGUGGACUGUGGCUGCUGCAAAAGCGAGGGGCCAAGCAAGGUGCAGACCAGGUUUGGAGAGUGGCCAGACCUCCACAUACGGCUGGACAUCUGGCACUUUAUGAGGAGGAUGGCUAUCGGCUGCACCACCGAUGCUCACCCACUCUACCCCACCUUUAUGGGCUCUCUGUCUGCCUGCAUCUUUGAGUGGGAUGCAGGGGACCUCACUCUGUUGCGGCAGGCAAAGAGAGCGCAGCUCAGGCAGGAGGGUGUGCCAUCCAUAACGGAUCUUGUGGUGGACACCAAGAUCUCCAAGAUGGAGCUGAGCCUCUACUGCCGCAGGAAGACACGCGGCGAAGAGACCACCAUCAGCCUCAUCGACCGGCUGCUGCAGGAACUGGGGGGUGCAAGAGGUAGAGACCUCAUGGGGGUGCCACUGCUGGACCAGGUGCGCAUGGAGCACAUCUGGCGUGUGCAGAAACACCACGUCAAGUGCAUCCAGGACGUGCCAGGGGUGCAGCUGUACACUGAGGUUGGAAGCACCACCAAGGGGGGCGUCGUACUGACCAGGUACCGCUGUGCCAGGGGGUCCACAUCCCUGGAGUCGUUUCAUUGCCACCUAAACAGGUUCAUUCCAGGAACCAGUGCAAAUGCACUGAAUUUCCAGCUGUACCUCCUGGAAGGCCUAAAUAGGUGGAACCAGGAUCGGGGGACUGCAGCAGUGACCAGCAAGCCAUCGUCCCUCCUCACCUACUCCGGGGGUGUGGCCCACUGUGUAAACACCAACAGCCUGAAAGUGUUUGGCCGGGCAUUUGUGCCAACCUUCACGCCACCUGCCAAAUACACUGGAGAGCUGCUUGGUGUUGACUACCUGCUGAGUCAGACUGGGCAGUCUCUCAACGUGAACCCCGACUCAGAGGAGACAGAGGGCAUGCUGGAGGAUGUUCAUGAGGGCGAGGAAGAAGAAGAUGAGGGCUUCCAGGAAGAACCAAGUCUUGCUGUGUCAAGUCUCCUGGAUGACCCAAGCUUCUCUACUCCCACCCUGCCUCCUGCCUCCAUGGCUAAAAUCAAUGUAUCUGCGUUUUGCUGUGGAUGA
Osmerus eperlanus (European smelt) is the source of this 2261-nucleotide messenger RNA. RefSeq lists its product as uncharacterized. The coding region runs from base 426 to 2261 and encodes 611 amino acids. The record is from RefSeq and is a predicted model, not a curated record. The transcript has 8 exons. Lineage: Eukaryota; Metazoa; Chordata; Actinopteri; Osmeriformes; Osmeridae.